Messenger RNA from Macadamia integrifolia, 1652 nucleotides. Its product is annotated as probable GABA transporter 2. The record is from RefSeq and is a predicted model, not a curated record. The coding region runs from base 393 to 1109 and encodes 238 amino acids. Lineage: Eukaryota; Viridiplantae; Streptophyta; Magnoliopsida; Proteales; Proteaceae. The transcript is spliced from 5 exons. Gene Ontology annotation, cellular component: plasma membrane.
AUACAAUUUUAUCUGAUUUCUAUUUUAUUUAUCAUCCCUAAUCCGGAAGUAACCUUUUCCUUUUCUUGGGCAAUAACUUCCAACAAGAUUGAUCCAUUCUGGAUCUUGGUCUAUCAUUGCCGUUUUUAUUGGUUUUCAUUAAAUAAAGGGCAAAACAGAGAGGACCACCAUAACCCUCUCUGUGGAGUCUGGAGUCUCUGGGCUCUCGAAGAAGCUCUCAAUUCAAAGGAGAAGGUCUGAAAGAGCAGAGAGGCCAGAAGGGGACAGAAGAAGAAGCCACAACGUGUCUGGCUUCUUCACUCCAACGCCUUCCACUUGGAAACCCUUCUCAGGGCAUCUUCUGUGUAUAUAUUUGUGUGAGUUAAUUAACCCAGAAUUCACACACAUUAGUAAUGGAUGAAGAGAUUUCAAAACCCAGAGGUUUACCAGAGGAGAAUGGCCGGGAAAAUGAUGCCGGAGUUCAGUUUGUUCUUGAAUCGAAAGGGAAGUGGUGGCACGCAGGGUAUCAUUUGACGACGGCGAUAGUAGGUCCGACGAUAUUGGCGUUGCCGUACACAUUUAGUGGGAUGGGAUGGGCGGUGGGAUUCCUCUGUUUAACGGUUAUAGGACUCGUCACCUUUUAUGCCUAUUAUCUAAUGUCAAAGGUCCUCGAUCACUGCGAGAAACAAGGUCGCCGUCAUUUUCGCUUCCGGGAACUCGCCGCCGACGUCUUCGGUUCCGGGUGGAUGUUUUAUUUUGUAAUCAUCGUCCAAACAGCUGUCAACACCGGAGUUGCCAUUGGUACUAUAUUGCUUUCCGGAGAAUGUAUUGAGAUUGUGUACUCAAGUAUUUACCCGGAUGGACCCUUGAAACUAUAUGGGUUCAUAGCAAUGGUGACAGUGGCUAUGAUGUUUCUCUCCCAAUUUCCAAGCUUUCACUCCUUGAGAUACAUUAACUUCAUCUCACUUCUUCUAUGCCUCGGCUACACUUCUCUGGUGGUUGGUGCAUGCAUUCAUGCAGGUCUCUCCAAAAAUGCCCCUCCCAAAGACUACUCUUUAGACCCUUCAAAAUCAAUAAGAACAUUCAAUGCUUUCACUUCCAUUUCCACUUUGGACCAAAUUAUUCAGUAGAGUACAGGACAAAUUUGCUCAUGAGAAUUAACUGUUCAUGGUUUCCACAAUUGAUCAAUCCUUCCGGUCUUGUCACUUUGCAAUGGAUCAACCUUUCCUCCAAAACCCUAUUCAUAAACUUCCAUCCACCACAGUUUAUAUAAACCUAAUGUGAUGAGGAGGAAGUGACCAUUAGAACACCAUGUUUGCCAAAUGUAUCUAGGAGAUGGGGAUUGUUUUGUAGUCUUUUCAUUCAUUGUAUUUAUGCUCAAAGGAUUCAGAAUCCUUUCUUUGAUAUUUCGCUUACUGUUAAGCUAGUCCAGUAAUAACUGCUAUUAUGUCUGUUUAGCUCUCUUCCUCUUCUUUGGCUUCUUGCCAUGGGACUAUAUCCUUUAUUUUUUAUUUUUUCUAUGAUGAAUCCCUAAAAUAUUUCUGUUUAUGUUUUCCCUGUUUUGAAGACACCAAUCUUGAUUUAUCCUUUUCCUCUGUUUCUAUUGUCUGUUGUUUUCACCUACACUGAGAAACAUUUCACUCCAGCCAAUUUUUGUAGGGCCUUCCAGGGUA